Molecule: messenger RNA, 560 nt
Organism: Durotheca rogersii
Lineage: Eukaryota; Fungi; Ascomycota; Sordariomycetes; Xylariales; Xylariaceae
Exons: 1
Coding region: 168-491 (107 amino acids)
Source: RefSeq, a predicted model, not a curated record
GGGAGUGCAGGCAGGCCAACUCCUCCCUACACACACACACUCGCACACACACAGGCAACCCACCCAUCCAUCAGAUCAACCUCCUCCCUCCUUUCCCCACACCCUCCUCGCUUGUUGGCUCACCUAGGGUCUCUCUCCCCUCUCUCUUUCUCUCGCUGCGUGUGUCUAUGUGCCCUGUGUCUCUCUGUGUGUGUCUCUCUCUCAUCUGCGGACCCAUUUAUGCAUCCGUUAGGAUUCGGUCCAACCUCCAGAGGUUGUGGCUUUCUCGUUGCGAGAUACGCGAAUAUGCUACCAAUCCCUCACCGCCUACCCUACAAAACACUAAGAACGUCGACUAUGUACGACCUGAGUACGGCGUCCUCGCUAUCCAUUAUCGCGGUUCUCGGUUCUUGUACCUGAUGAUCCAUCACCUGCCCUCCACGUAUGCAUCAGCCACUGGGUCCGUCGGCCAUGGCGCACCAGUUUCACCCUGCCUAGUAGGUAUUGUGUAAGACUGGGCAUCGCCACCCGGCGCUGCGGCCAAUGGCCAGUGGCUAGUACCUACGGUAGAACCUCUCUCU